Populus nigra (black poplar) is the source of this 2030-nucleotide messenger RNA. Its product is annotated as probable serine/threonine-protein kinase At1g01540. The transcript has 7 exons. The record is from RefSeq and is a predicted model, not a curated record. The coding region runs from base 180 to 1676 and encodes 498 amino acids. Gene Ontology annotation, molecular function: protein kinase activity; ATP binding. NCBI's taxonomy places the organism in Eukaryota, Viridiplantae, Streptophyta, Magnoliopsida, Malpighiales, Salicaceae. Gene Ontology annotation, biological process: protein phosphorylation.
GCUGCUACCUGUUUCCCUUCUUCACUCUCUCUGUAACCUUACUGGUAACUUUAGCACUGCACACCCCCUCAUCUAUAUAACCUACAUGUUGAGCCUCAAAUUGGAGACAUGCUUCAAACCCUCACCUCUUCUCACUGAAUUAUUUUAUAAUACUGGUUCGAAGACAAUACCACACUCCAAUGUCUGAGCACAAAACUGGUCUUAUGUCAGACCAGUUAUCGAAACCAACUUCAGUUUUUGGUUUAAGAUUGUGGGUUGUUCUUGGUGUCUGUGUAGGGACAGCCAUUGUGCUGCUACUUUUCUUUAUCACUCUCUGGCUUGCUUCCAAGUCCAAAAAGAGUACAAACAAUGAACCCAAAAUCCCUAUUGUAUCUAAAGAGAUUCAAGAAAUCAGAAUCGACCAAUCCAUUAAGCCUAACCGGGCGCAAAUGCAAACCCACCAAUUUCAAGACCAGGAAAUGAUUACUAGAAAGGAAAGGGGAGAUUUUUUGUUGCUUAUGCCACCAGAAGAAGAGAGUCCAGUGAAGUAUCAUGGGAUUCAGAUUGAUAUUGGUAAAGGGCAUUUGAUUUCUUAUCCGGGUUCUUCUGGGGAAGCACCACGUGGCGGUGGCGGUGGCAAUGGUGGUGGUGGGGACCAGGUGGCUGCUAUGAUGGUGCCUGAUGUGUCUCAUUUGGGGUGGGGGCAUUGGUAUACUUUGAGAGAGCUUGAGGUAGCGACUAAUUCUUUUGCUCAUGAGAAUGUUAUUGGUGAGGGAGGGUAUGGGAUUGUUUACCAUGGUGUUUUAGAGGAUAAUACUGAGAUUGCUGUCAAGAAUUUGCUCAAUAACAGGGGACAGGCUGAGAGAGAAUUGAAAGUUGAAGUGGAAGCCAUUGGAAGAGUAAGGCACAAGAAUUUAGUAAGGUUGCUUGGUUAUUGUGCUGAAGGAGCUCAAAGGAUGCUCGUGUAUGAAUAUGUGAACAACGGGCAGUUAGAACAAUGGCUUCAUGGUGAUGUAGGGCCUUGCAGUCCUCUUACUUGGGAAAUUAGAAUGAAAAUCAUCUUGGGAACCGCAAAAGGAUUAACUUACCUUCAUGAUGGACUUGAACCGAAAGUUGUCCACCGUGACAUAAAAUCAAGCAACAUUCUACUUGACAAGCAGUGGAAUCCCAAAGUUUCAGACUUUGGCCUUGCCAAGCUCCUUUGUUCAGAUAGCAGCUACAUUACAACCCGUGUAAUGGGAACAUUUGGAUAUGUAGCUCCCGAGUAUGCAAGUUCAGGCAUGCUGAAUGAAAGAAGUGAUGUGUAUAGUUUUGGGAUUCUUAUUAUGGAAAUUAUCUCUGGAAGGAACCCAGUGGAUUAUAGCCGGCCUCCAGAAGAGGUGAACUUGAUCAAUUGGCUUAAGAGGAUGGUUAGUAACAGGAAUCCAGAGGGGGUAUUGGAUCCCAAACUACCUGAGAAACCUCCUUUGAGGGCAUUAAAGCGGGCUCUUCUUGUUGCAUUACGCUGUGUUGACCCGAACGCACAGAAGCGACCAAAAAUGGGCCAUAUUGUACACAUGCUUGAAGCUGAUGACUCCCCCUUCAGAGAAGACUGUAGAGGAGGAAGAGACGUAGGACACACACACGGUGACAGUCCCAAGGAUGGAUUGGUAGAGAAGCAAGUGAUGGAAAUUAGUAUGAAAACGGUCGCACACUGAUAAGGCAAGACAAAGACAUCAAGAAUACCGAGAAAAAAUCUGUUGAGGGAGAUUUACCUGAGCUAGAUGAAGUGGAUAAAGAAAUAUUUUACUGCCUGCUGCUCCAGCUAGAUGCUUGCGGCCUUGUGCAAAAGGCCUACUACAUCAUCCAACUCUGUGGCCAUGACUUAUGUUUCCUUACCUCUAUUAGUUAUAGCUUCCGUGGCUGCGCAGUAUACGGCUCCAUAUCAUGUUCAAAUGUCAAAAUCAAGGGCUUUUUGCUUAGAAGCUUUGAGGUCUGCCAUGUAAUUCACGCACGCUAUUGCUUGACUCGAUCAUCGUUAAAAAAAGAAAGAAAAAGAAAUUGAAAGAUUA